Xyrauchen texanus (razorback sucker) is the source of this 7634-nucleotide messenger RNA. RefSeq names its product phospholipid-transporting ATPase ABCA1-like. Gene Ontology annotation, molecular function: ATP binding; ATP hydrolysis activity; ABC-type transporter activity. The record is from RefSeq and is a predicted model, not a curated record. The transcript has 50 exons. The coding region runs from base 193 to 6924 and encodes 2243 amino acids. NCBI's taxonomy places the organism in Eukaryota, Metazoa, Chordata, Actinopteri, Cypriniformes, Catostomidae. Gene Ontology annotation, biological process: lipid transport; transmembrane transport. Gene Ontology annotation, cellular component: membrane; intracellular membrane-bounded organelle.
GAGAGAAAGAGAGAGAGACACAUACAUUAAAGAGAUCAUAUACAGCUGCCUGUCUGUAUCAGGUUAGACUUGUUGGUUCCUGUCUUUAGGUAAAUUGCAGGUGUUGGAUCAUAUUGGAAACAGACUAUGAGGACUUAAUCUACAGGGGUAACAUAUUUAAUAUUCCCAUAGCAACGCAUCAAGCUACUGAUAAUGAGUCUCUGGACGCAACUCAGACUGUUACUGUGGAAGAACUUUACUCUCCGGAGGAGACAGAAGGUGCGGUUGCUGGUGGAGUUGCUUUGGCCUUUGUUUCUGUUCUUUAUUCUUGUGUCUGUCAGAACCACCAAUCAGCCCAUUUAUAAAACCCAGUGCCACUACCCCAAUAAGCCCCUCCCCUCGGCAGGUGUGUUGCCAUGGCUACAGGGCAUAAUGUGUAACAUGCAGAACCCAUGCGUUGAUCGGCCCACACCUGGCGAAGCACCUGGACAGGUGAACAACUUCAACAACUCCAUAGUCACAAAAUUUUUGAUUGAAGUUCAGACCAUCCUCGCAGAUCCCGCCCUCUUCGCCAGUGUUAAACUGCUCUCCGGUGACAUCGGUCAAUGGGCUUCUGUCCUACAGAAUGCAAACCUAACCAGAGGUCAAUCCAUUCCACUUCGUAGUUUGCUGAGAACCAAUGAGACAUUUUCAGAAUAUAUGAUGAACAGCUUGUCAGUGCCAAACACAACAAUCGCGAGUCUGAUGAAGGUGAAGGUUCGACUCGGCCAGAUACCUGCUCUCUCAGGUGGGGGCGAUCUGAGGUCUGUUCUCUGUAAUGCCUCAGUCAACAGCAUCCUGGACUUUAAUUCAGCCAAACAGAGAGAGGAGUUUCAGAAUAUUACAUGCUCCUUACCAGAAAGUCAGCUUCUCCUAACCAGACAAGUUUUCAUGCAGAACCUCGAUAACAUGAAACUAUUAUUCACUCUUCCAGUAGCCAUGGGUCUGAACCCGCUCGAGGUGGCCGUACUCAUGACUCAGACCAGCAGUCACGUCAGUCCACUGAUGACAGGGAUGUCUAAUUUCCAGACGUCAGCGAUGUUGAAUGUUGCAAACACUUUAGACUUUGGAUCGGAUCCACUUGGAAGUCUCAGUAUGCUGAUGUGUGGGACAGUCUUUAACUCAACAUCCAAUAACACGAGGAGCGCCACCGUCCGAACAGCGUCAACAGUCCCAGAACAACAGAACACACGUGCUGCAACAGCUGUGAUGGAAGACACAAACACAAGCAACAAAAACACCAGUGAAUACUGUAAAAAUUUGACAGACACAUUGGAAAGUUCAUCCAGCUUGCGUCUGUUCUGGAGAACUUUCAAACCCUUCCUGCAAGGAAAAAUCCUCUACACGCCUGAUACAAAUGUUACACGGAGUAUUGUUACAGAGGCCAACCGCACCUUUGACGCUGUGGCUAAAGUGGGUGAACUGGCAGAGGCCUGGCUGCAGAAUGAAGACGUGAUCUGGGAAUUUUUCAACAACAGCUCGCAGAUCAACACACUAAGGAUUCUACUGCAGAACCCUGUGAUUGCACCAGUUUUGGACCAGUGGCUGGUGGAUAGGGGCCUAUCCGCUGCGCUAAUUGCCAACUUCCUGUUCAACGGUCCGGAGUCCCAGCGUCGAGUGGGAUUGCCACCUUUCGACUGGAGAAACGUCUUCAACACCACCAGCCGCUUAGCAGAACAGCUCAUUCAGAUUCUUGGGUGUUUUGAUCUGGACAAGUUUGAAGGUGUCAGUAGUGAGUCUCUGCUGGUUGACCAUUCUCUGAAGCUCUUGGAUCUGGAAAGGUUAUGGGCUGGAGUGGUCUUCACCAAUCUCAGUGCAAGUGGCAGUGACCCCCACCCACCAACCCACAUAAGAUACAAGAUCCGUAUGGACGUUGAGGAGACGGAGAGGACGGACAAAAUCAAGGAGAGGUCCUGGUAUCCGUCAGCCCGUGCUAACCCGUUUAAUGACCUGCGGUAUGUGAGAGGAGGGUUUGUAUACCUGCAGGAUAUGCUGGACCGUGGAAUCAUUCGGGUCCAGACCGGCAUCAGCCAGCCACUCGGAGUUUACGCACAACAGAUGCCAUACCCAUGUUACGUUGAUGAUGCCUUUGUUUCAUCCAUCGGCACCAUCCUGCCCAUGUUCCUUGUGCUGGCAUUCGUCUACACUGUUUGCCAGACCAUCAAAGGCCUGGUUCUGGAGAAGGAGCUCCGUCUGAAGGAGGUUCUGCGGGUUGUUGGGGUUCGCAACUCUGCAAUCUGGUUCUGCUGGUUUAUAGAAAACAUGGUCCUUCUGACCAUUCCUUGUGCUUUUAUCAGUGUGAUGGUGAAGUAUGGAAAGGUUCUGCGAUACAGUGACCCUACGGUGAUCUUUGUCUUCCUCCUGGUCUUCUGCUUGGCCACUGUCAUGCAGUGCUUUUUCAUCAGUGUAUUUUUCUCCCGGGCGAAUCUGGCAGCCGCCUGUGGGGGCCUCAUCUACUUCCUGCUCUACCUGCCUCAUGUGCUCUGCUACGCCUGGAGGGACGUCCUGGGCUUUGGAGCCAAACUCGCCACGAGUCUGCUGUCGUGUGUGGCAUUCGGGUACGGCUGUGAGAAUUUCUCCCAGUAUGAAGAGCAGGGCAUUGGAAUUCAGUGGAGCAACAUCUGGGUCAGUCCGCAAGAGAACGACCGCUACUCCUUCAUCGUUUCUAUCUUCAUGAUGCUGUUUGAUGCUCUCAUUUACUGGAUACUCACCUGGUAUAUUGAGAAUGUCUACCCAGGGCAGUAUGGUAUUGCAAGGCCGUGGUAUUUUCCCUUUACUUCCUCAUACUGGUGUGGAACUCCAGUGGGUUCUGAGGCAGAACCAGACCUUUUCAAAGAACUGGAGGACCAGAGUGAUUACCUGGAGAAGCCUUCCUCGAGUAUUAAGGCUGGUGUGUGUAUCCGAAACCUGGUGAAGGUGUACAAGACGGGGAAUAAACUGGCCGUGGACGGCCUCAAUCUGGACUUCUAUCAGGAUCACAUCACCUCAUUCCUAGGACACAACGGAGCUGGAAAAACCACCACCAUGUCCAUUCUGACGGGUCUUUUUGCUCCUACUUCUGGUACGGCCUACAUUAACGGUUACGACAUACGCACGGACAUUGACACCAUCAGGAAACAACUGGGAAUGUGUCCACAACACAAUGUCCUCUUCAAUGAUCUUACGGUGGAAGAACACAUUUAUUUCUAUGCCUGUCUGAAGGGGCAGAGCUCUAAAAAAGUGCAGCAGGAAAUUGAUCAGAUGAUUAAAGAUGUCGGUCUGCCACACAAACGCAAAGACCUCGCCAAAAACCUCUCAGGUGGUAUGCAAAGGAAGCUGUCUGUUGCCAUAGCAUUUGUGGGUGGAUCCAAUGUUGUGAUUCUGGAUGAGCCAACUGCAGGAGUGGAUCCGUAUGCACGUCGAGGCAUCUGGGAGUUACUACUCAAAUAUAAAAAAGGGCGCACUAUCAUUCUGUCUACCCAUCACAUGGAUGAAGCAGAUAUUCUGGGCGAUCGUAUCGCCAUCAUCUCUCACGGCCGAGUUUGCUGCUGUGGCUCUUCUCUAUUCCUCAAGAAAACAUAUGGCAGAGGCUAUUACCUCACAGUCGCACGGGCCAAUCAGGAUAAAGUGAUGUCACAACGCACGUCCAAAUCUAAAGAGUGUGAUAAGUUCAGUGUCGAUGAGGGAAUUUGUAGUGACAGCAUCAGCAGUCUGGACACAUCAGAUGUGGGUGAUGUGAGUCAGCUGGUGCGGCGGCACGUGGCGGAGGCAGAGUUUCUGGAGGUCAUAGGUCAAGAGCUUGUGUUUGUGCUGCCAUACACAGCCGCAACCAACGGCAGCUUCGCUUCCCUCUUUAAAGAGCUCGACCUGGAGAAAAGCUCUCUGGGCAUUACCAGCUAUGGCAUAUCAGACACCAGCCUGGAGGAGAUCUUUUUGAAGGUGGCUAAAGACACAGAUGUUGAUGUGGAAUCUCAUGAUAAGAGUGGAGCUCUUGAAAAAAAGCGCAGAAGCAGCUCAAGGAUAUCAGGAAUACAGACUAUCAGCACAGCACUGGAAGGCAAAGAUGCAAAUACUGUGAAAAAUGAAGUGAAGGUGAGAUUCACUAGUCGAGUUGAGGACACACAGCGGCCCAUGUGUGUGAAUGGCAAAGGGUCGUAUGUCAUCAUGGGUUGGUCACUGAUCAGACAGCAGUUUUUAGCUCUGUUCAUUAAACGGUUCCAUCAUGCCCGCAGAAGCAGGAAGGGAAUCAUUGCUCAGGUGGUUUUGCCGGCGUUUUUCGUGUGUUUGGCACUCAUCUUCUCUAUGAUUGUUCCUCCGUUUGUGGAAUAUCCCAGUCUGGAACUUCAACCCUGGAUGUAUGGAGCUCCACAGAACACCUUUUUCAGUUUUGAUAGUGCUGGUGUAGUCCAGGUGGAGAGAGUGACAGACGCUCUGCUCAGUUCUCCUGGAUUUGGAACACGCUGCAUGGGCACCAACCCCAUACCUAAACUCCCAUGUAACCCGACGGGAGGCUCUAAUUGGAUCACUCCAGCGGUCAACCCAUCCAUCAGUGAGAUCUUUGAGAAGGGAAACUGGAGCAUGGCGAACCCGUCGCCAGACUGUCAGUGCAGCACUCCUCAACGCAGCAUCAUGCUGCCGGACUGCCCGCCAGGAGCCGGAGGAUUACCACCACCACAGAGAACUCAGAACACCACAGACACACUGCAGAACCUCACAAACAAAAACAUGACCGACUUCCUGCUCAAGAACUACCAGAAAUCAGGAAAAAUACGGUAUGGAGGCAUCUCUGUGGGUGGUGUGAACUCACAGGUCCAACUGAAUGAGUCUGAGAUUGCAUCCAAAAUCACGGACCUCAAAUCUCUCUUGAACAUCUCACAGAGUAACCUUACAGAUGAAAUCUUCCAAAAUAUUCAGAUGAUACUAGUGGAGCUGGGCACCAGAGACAAUGUAAAGGUGUGGUUCUAUAAUCAGGGUUGGCAUUCACUCGUGUCGUUCCUGAAUGUGGCCAAUAAUGGAAUUCUUAGAGGGAAUCUGCCCAUGGGACGCCGACCAGAAGAAUAUGGCAUUACGACAUUCAACCAUCCACUGAAUCUCACCAAAGGACAGCUCUCAUUUGCAGCAAUGGCGUCAACCUCUACGGACGUGGUGGUGGCCAUCUGCGUGAUCUUUGCCAUGUCCUUCAUCCCUGCAAGCUUCGUACUCUUCCUCAUCCAGGAGCGCGUCAGUAAAGCCAAACACCUUCAGUUUGUGAGCGGCGUAAAUCCAACCAUAUACUGGCUCGCCAACUUCGCCUGGGACAUGUGUAAUUACGUGAUCCCGAGUGUCAUCGUCAUUAUCAUCUUCCUGUGUUUCCAAACAAAAGCGUACGUCUCUCCACCAAACCUGCCUGCCCUCAUACUGCUGCUGGUGCUGUACGGAUGGUCAAUCACUCCAAUGAUGUAUCCUGCCUCCUUCCUGUUCAGUGUUCCCAGCACAGCGUAUGUAGUUCUCACCUGCAUAAACCUCUUCAUCGGCAUCAAUGGCAGUGUUGCCACAUUUGUCAUGGAGCUCUUUGAUGACCCGAAUAUAACAAAUAUCAAUAACAUAGUGAAGCAGGCUCUGCUGGUGUUUCCUCAUUUCUGUUUGGGCAGAGGACUAAUGGAUAUGGCCAAAAACCAGGCCGUGGGCACCCUCUACAAAAAUUUGGGUGAAGACCGCUUUGAAGACCCUCUCAGCUGGAACAUGGUGGGAAAGAAUCUGUUCGCCAUGUUUAUUCAGGGGGCUGUUAUGUUCAUCCUGACCCUGCUCAUUCAGUACAAGUUCUUCUGCAAACCUCGGUCGAUGAAGACACUACCAACAUCAUCUGGGAAAGAGGAUGAGGAUGUCGCUCGUGAGCGCGCUCGUGUGCAACAGGGAGGAGCUCAGAAUGACCUGCUCCAAAUCUGUGACCUCACUAAGAUAUACGGUAAGAAGAUCACUCCAGCCGUGGACAGAAUCUGUAUGGGCGUUCCUGCAGCCGAGUGUUUUGGUUUGCUGGGGAUUAAUGGAGCAGGCAAAACUACGACUUUUAAAAUGCUGACUGGUGACAUCAGCCCAUCAGGAGGAGAUGCCUUCCUCAAUGGAUUCAGCAUCCGUACUGAAAUGCAGUCGGUGCAGCAGAAUAUGGGUUACUGUCCACAGUUUGAUGCCAUAGAUGAACUUCUGACUGGGAGAGAACACCUGGAGUUCUACGCUCGACUCCGAGGGGUUCCGGAAAAAGAGGUUGCCAUGGUGGCUGAGUGGGGCAUUCAGAAGCUCGGCCUGGUGAAUUACUCUGAGAAGUCUGCAGGGACAUACAGCGGUGGCAACAAACGCAAACUCUCCACUGCCAUGGCUCUGAUUGGAUGUCCUCCUCUGGUUUUCCUUGAUGAGCCCACCACAGGCAUGGACCCCAAAGCCCGGCGUUUUCUAUGGGACUGUAUCCUCAGUGUCAUUAAGGAGGGCAGAUCUGUCAUACUCACCUCACACAGUAUGGAAGAGUGUGAAGCUCUGUGCACUCGUAUGGCCAUCAUGGUGAACGGCCAGUUUAAAUGCAUGGGCAGCAUUCAGCACCUUAAGAGCAGGUUCGGGGAGGGCUACACAGUGAUUGUGAGAGUGUGUGCUGAUCGUGCUGAUCUCAGUGCAGCGGAGGAUUUUCUGCGGGACUCGUUUCCUGGUAGCAUUUUGAAAGAGAAACAUCACAACACCCUGCAGUACCAGAUACCGCAGGGAGACGGCGCACUUGCACACAUCUUCAGUCAGCUGAGCAAACACCAGCAGGCACUGGGUGUGGAGGACUACUCUGUGUCACAAACUACACUAGACCAGGUGUUUGUGAGUUUUGCACAACAGCAGCGUGACGAGGAGGACGGUGCAUUUGAUAACACUGCUGUAGAUAUGAAUGAUGAAGCACAAACAUCUUCAAUGUAAACCAAAUAUCAGUCAGCAUAAACAAGCUGCUAUGGGCAUUUACCAUCUUUAUUUAUUUCUUAUAUAUCCAAAUCCCUAUGUAGACCACCAGCAUUAGUUAAAUCUUCAACGUUCAAGAUCAGAGAGCCAUUCCAGGAAGAAAAAAUCUCAGGCAUAGUUUUAUAUAAAAUAUUUUAUCAAAGAAUUUUACAUUUAUCAUUAUAUUUUUGUUAGAAUGAAAUAUCUGCUCAUUUUGCACUGUGAAACACCAGAUACUCCAUAUUUUAACUCCUAAUAUUAUAUAUAUAUAUUUGUUUUAUUUUGUUUUACAUGCAUAUUAUAGUUUUGCCAAAUGCUAGGAUCAUGCAAAUAUUGAAUAUUUAUUUUCAAUAUAUCAAAUCUACACAUUAAUCAAGGUUUUGCACUGUAUGUAUGAAGUGAUUCUGAGUUUAUUUUUGUCUUUGUAAAAUUGUCUCACACGCAUGAUUUCAGCUUUCACACAUUUAUGAAACUCAGGAUUGAACCAUGCUUGAAACUGUGUGUCGAGAACUAUAUGUACCUGUAUAUCAUGAACUGCAGCAAAAUAUUUUUCCCACUUUCACACGCAUAGAAAAUCUCAACACUUAUCCUGCAGGUACUCAGAAUUUGUAUGCACUCCCAUGUUCCUGUGCAACUCUGCUCAGAUGUUUGUUCUGCUUAUUGCUUUACGCACAGAAACACAUAUUAAACAU